CGGAUCGAAAUUGCCGAGCGACGCGUCGUCCAAGACAUGUCCCCCGUUUCUUGAUGCCCCCGCGGUCACUUAACACGAACGGUGCAGGCUCGCCGCAUUCCAAUCAACAAUAGACAUCAGCACGAUCGAGUAAACGCCAUUGUCCAGUCGAGAGCACGAUUCGAACCAAUAAAUGGCGCCGAGGGAGUCGUCGUCGCGGCCGGCGGCGCACCGACAGCGUCGCCAUCGCGGCAGCGGCGGAGAUCCUUCGAAAAGAAACCAGCACAGGAAACGAAAGUCACACACGAGGAGGCCGGCGACAGCUUCGGACGAGAGUAGGGAGGACCGGGCGCCGCAUUCGCUGUCGUCGGGCGCACUGGCUCGGCUGGAUAGAGAAAAUGCACGACACAAGCACAGGUCUGGCCCAGGCGGGUAUGGCGAGACCAGAAGGAAGCGACCGCGUCGAGAAGAGCCCCGUGAGCCCGAGAUGACGCCUCCGAAACCGAGAAAGCACCAACACAAGCACAAGAAGCGAAGAGUCGUCAGUGGGGCGAUGAUGGAAGAGGGAAGAGUCCGACGGUCCGGGCUACGAGGCGGCGGCCGCUGGAGCGAGGACAGCUUGGAGAAGGAAGAUUAUUAUCACCGCCCGCGGCAAAAGAAGUCGAGAAAGAAGCUUUGUGAGCCGGAGCUGAACGGGCUAAACCGGGCACCCCAUGCUAACGAAUAUGCCAGGGAUUUUAUUGGCGUGCAGCCUGGUGGUUCUCAUCAUCGUCAUUGCAGUGGCGGUGGUAGUGAGUAAGAAAAAGGGGGAUGACGAAAAGUCCGAGGACUCCAGCCUGGGCGACAAGGACCGGAGCCAGAUCCCGACAAAGUGGCAGAACACGUACCUCGACCCGUGGACGUGGAAGACGACGACGGGGUUCAACGUCACCUUUACCGAAGAGAUGGUGGGCGACCUGCCGGUGAUGGGGCUCUUCACAUCGUGGGACGACUCGACCAAGGCAAACGACAAAGUCCCAGCGCUCAACGAGAAAUGGGGGUCGUACGGCGAUAGACCGGCCCGCGGCGUCAACUUGGGCGGAUGGCUGUCUCUCGAGCCGUUCAUCACACCGUCCCUCUUCAACUACAACACCAACCUGGGCGUCAUCGACGAGUGGAACCUCUGCAAGCACCUGGGGGCGUCGGCGGCCAAGACGAUCGAGGCACACUACGCGUCCUUUGUGACCGAGGACACGUUCAAGGCGAUCGCGGCGGCGGGCAUGGACCACGUGAGGAUCCCGUUCUCGUACUGGGCGGUGCAGGUGUACGACGGGGACCCGUACAUCUUCCGGACGUCGUGGCGGUACCUGCUGCGCGGCAUCGAGUGGGCGCGCAAGUAUGGGCUGCGUGUCAACCUCGACGUGCAUGGGCUGCCCGGGAGCCAGAACGGAUGGAACCACAGCGGGCGCUGGGGCACCAUCGGGUGGCUCAACGGGACGGACGGGCAGCUCAACGGCAAGCGGUCGCUUGAGAUGCACGACCGUCUGUCCAAGUUCUUCGCGCAGGCGCGGUACAAGAACAUUGUGACGCACUACGGGCUCGUCAACGAGCCCAAGAUGACGUUCCUCAAGACGAGCGAGGUGAUCCAGUGGACCAAGGAUGCGCGCGACAUUGUGCGCAAGAACGGGGUCAAGGCGCUGGUAGUGUUUGGCGACGGCUUCAUGGGGCUGGACAACUGGAAGGGCCUGCUGCCGGGGUACGACGACAUGGCGCUCGACGUGCACCAGUACGUCAUCUUCAACCAGGACCAGAUCGCCAUGACGCACCAGAACAAGGUGCAGUACGCGUGCGAGGGGUGGACGAAGCAGGCGGAGCUGGCCAUGGACCCGGCGCGCGGCUACGGAGGGCCGACCAUCUUCGCCGAGUGGUCGCAGGCCGACACGGACUGCGCGCGGUACCUGACGGGCGUGGGCUGGGGCAACCGGUGGGAGGGCACCUACGACACGGGCGACAAGGCGUCGUCAGUGAUGAAGCCGAGCUGCCCUUCCAAGGACGGGGCGUGCUCGUGCGCCAAGGCCAACGCCGACCCGGGCCAGUUCAGCGGCGACUACAAGAAGUUCCUCCGCAUGUUUGCCGAGGCGCAGAUGCACAGCUUCGAGAAGGGCUGGGGCUGGUGGUACUGGACGUGGAAGACAGAGAGCGCGACCCUGUGGAGCUACGAGGCCGGCCUCAAGGCGGGCAUCCUGCCGGAGAAGGCAUACGAGCGCGACUUUAACUGCGACGCCGAUGUGCCGGACUUUUCCGGGCUCUCCGAGUCGUACUAGAGGUUUGUUUGCUUCGAGAUGAGAGGACCGUUGUGUGGAUGUGAGAGAAGAGAGUGUUGACGGGGCGAACAUACUCAUUUAUGUCCACAUGUAUGAAGUCGGCAUGGACAGCGGCGGGUGGCACGGCAUGAGGGCAUGGACUGCAGGGACGCAAGCGUUUUGAUCUUGAUAUUGUGAUUGAUUUAGACGGCAGCAUGGAUUUGAUUUCACUGUUAUUGAUAGAUGGGUGACGGGGCGACUGAGAUGAAUAGGCGUGGCUUGGACAGUGCACGUACAAGCCUAGACGCUAUGUUAUGCUGCAUGUAUGGAGUAUCUUUGUCCGCCUCCCUUGACUCGGGUUGUUAUAUAUACAGGGAGUUUGACUGGCC
Purpureocillium takamizusanense is the source of this 2650-nucleotide messenger RNA. RefSeq names its product Glucan 1,3-beta-glucosidase. The transcript has a single exon. Gene Ontology annotation, cellular component: cell surface; extracellular region. Gene Ontology annotation, biological process: glucan catabolic process. Lineage: Eukaryota; Fungi; Ascomycota; Sordariomycetes; Hypocreales; Ophiocordycipitaceae. The record is from RefSeq and is a predicted model, not a curated record. Bases 693 to 2282 code for a protein of 529 amino acids. Gene Ontology annotation, molecular function: beta-glucosidase activity.